UGUGGAAGUCAAAGACUGAAAUGUGACCUUGGGUCAUACACUCAGAUACAUAUUAUUAGCACAAUAAUAUGAAAAAUGAGGCACUUAAAAAUUUAACAUCUUCAUUGGAUCGGAAGCGAACGCAUAUUUCACACUCAUGGCAGUCACAAGCUCUCAGCUUUCCUCUUUCUCAGCAAUCCACCGCAAAUUUAGCCUUCAACAGCGCUCUCUUUUGUACCCAACUUUUCGACCUCAAAAGUCAUGGGUUUUAAUGAGUGUCGAUGGGAGAGGCGGGAAUACUACAAGUUCUCAGAUUAAAACUACUCAUAGUUGCACAGCUGAUGAAUCAAAACCAUAUGUUGAAGGGACAACUAAGUCGUAUCCAACGGUAGAAGAAGAACAUGCUGCUGUGGUAGUGGGAACAAAUGAGCAGGUACAAGAAGAUGGAGUCUCGAAGCAGCAAGGGGGAGCAAAAAUCCAUGAUUUCUGUUUUGGAAUUCCUUAUGGUGGUCUUGUUCUAAGUGGGGGCCUUAUUGGUCUUAUAUUCUCAAGAAAUCCUGCAACAUUUAGAAAUAUCAUAAUUGGAGGGGCUUUGCUAACUCUCAGCACUUUCAGCUUAAAGACUUGGAGGCAAGGAAAAUCAAGUUUACCACACAUACUAGGACAAGCAGUUCUUUCAGCAAUCCUCUUGUGGAAGAACUUCGAGACCUACACAUUGACAAAGAAGCUAAUUCCAACUGCUUUAUAUGCUGCCAUAAGUGCUGCCAUGUUGUGUUUCUACUCAUAUGUGGUGCUUUCUGGGGGAAAUCCACCACCAAAAAGGCAGAAGUCACCUGCUGUCAUCCCAUCAUAAGGAAAAGCCUUAAAGACCCUUCUUGGGAAUUUUUGUUUAUCAGGUGACCGUAAUUUAUAUGUACUGCAGUUGGCUGAGUAAAGCUUCCAUACCUUCUUCUAAGUUCAAGGAUGCUUUCUCUAGAAAUACAGCAAUAAUGUGAGUUAGUGAAGAAAAAAAAGAUUCUUGGAUAGUUGCUCUUUUUACUAGAAUGUGAGUUAUGUAAUUUAUCUUUUAACGAGAUUUGAGAAGAAAGGACUGCAAUUGUGAAAAUAUAGUGGAUUUGUAUCUGAUGAGUCCUAAUUGUUCGUGGUUGAAAAUUCAGUUUUUGGUUGCUUCUUGUUUCCUGUUAUUAACAGAUAACAGUUACAUGAGCAUAUGUAGUGAAAUUAUCAUAGAUUAUGAGUUUUACUCCA
This is a messenger RNA of Mangifera indica (mango), 1227 nucleotides long. RefSeq names its product protein FATTY ACID EXPORT 1, chloroplastic-like. Gene Ontology annotation, cellular component: membrane. Bases 137 to 832 code for a protein of 231 amino acids. The record is from RefSeq and is a predicted model, not a curated record. Lineage: Eukaryota; Viridiplantae; Streptophyta; Magnoliopsida; Sapindales; Anacardiaceae. The transcript has 6 exons.